CAUCAUUACUCAAAUCUCUAUGUCUCUCUCCCCCUUUCGAUUAAUAGCCCUUUAAAAUUAACAAAAAGAAAACCUAAUAUUUCCCUCAUUCAACCAAUCCUCCUCUUCUAAUGGAUCUUCGUCAGGAAACUCAAUUCCAAAAGCUACCCCAUUUUUUCGUUCUACCCUUUCCCACUAAAAAAGACGUGGCCUAUGCACUCAUUCUCUUCAUCUCUCUUAUCAUAACCUCCGUUUUUUUCUGCAACCUCCUAACCCCUUUCUACCCUCAUCUUCUUCUUCCUUUUAGCUUCUCCAAAACCCUACCCGAUACCCAAAUCCCAGGAUCCACACAUACCUGCGAUUAUUCGUUUGGGAAAUGGGUUUGGGAUGAAACUUACCCUAACCAAAAGUACAACGAAGAUUGUCCUUUUCUUGAUCCGGGAUUCCGGUGCCAGCGCAAUGGCCGCCGGGAUGUUGGGUAUGUCAAUUGGCGAUGGCAACCGCAUGGGUGCGAUCUACCCAGAUUUGAUGCGAGAGAUUUUCUUGAAAGAAGCAGAAAUGGAAGAAUAGUUUUCGCCGGAGACUCCAUCGGAAGAAACCAAUGGGAGUCUCUACUAUGCAUGCUUUCUCAUGGAGUCUCAAACCUUUCCACAAUAUACGAAGAGCAUGGAAAACCCAUAACCAAACACAAAGGCUUCCUUUCAAUCAGAUUUCAUGACUACAAUUUAACCAUCGAGUAUUACCGGGUCCCUUUCCUGGUAGUCAUCGAUGACCCACCGGAAAAUUCGUCGGAAGAAAUCCUGCGAGCCAUUAGGGUUGAUAAGCUCCACCGGUUCUCUUCAAAAUGGGCCGGAGCAGAUAUUCUUGUCUUCAGCGCCGGUCACUGGUGGAACCAAGACAAAACCCUAAAAAUGGGGUGGUAUUUCCAAGAAGAAAAGACACUGAACUUGACAAUGGACGUGAUGGAAGCAUUUGCGAAGUCUCUUCAAACAUUAAAGUCAUGGGCUUUCAAGGAUUCCGAUAGGAGCUACAUCUUCUUUCGAAGCUAUUCACCAGUACAUUACAGGGAUGGAGAAUGGAACACUGGUGGACAUUGUGAUCGUAGUAAAGCACCAGAAACAGACUACAUGAACCCAGAAAGUGAACAUUUAAACAAUCAAAUCAUUUCAAAUGUAGUCAAAGAGAUGGAAACUGCUGAACACAAAGUCCAAUUCUUAAACAUUACGUAUCUAACAACAAUGAGAAAAGAUGGUCACCCUUCGAGAUAUAGGGAACCAGGUACUCCAUCAAAGGCUCCACAAGAUUGUAGCCAUUGGUGUCUACCUGGAGUCCCUGACACUUGGAACGAACUUCUUUAUGCUCAACUUUUAUCCAGUGGGUUCAAAACAAGGUGAUGGAGAUGAAAAGUAAAUUAAAGAUGUAUGAGAUUUACAUAAACGGGUUUAGAAGUUUAUCGAAGGCUCCAAUUCGGGCUAUGAUUUAGUGACACAUGAAGUGUGGUUCAUUUUAAUUUAUUGGUGGAGCUCGCACCAACGAUGGUUGAUACUCUUUUGGAAGAAGCCAUUAAUGGGUGGAAGAUCUGAACCUGUGUAGUUGUAGAAUUAGGAUAAGAGC
This is a messenger RNA of Lactuca virosa, 1593 nucleotides long. The record is from the annotation of a GenBank genome assembly. NCBI's taxonomy places the organism in Eukaryota, Viridiplantae, Streptophyta, Magnoliopsida, Asterales, Asteraceae.